Messenger RNA from Rotaria socialis, 306 nucleotides. The record is from the annotation of a GenBank genome assembly. Lineage: Eukaryota; Metazoa; Rotifera; Eurotatoria; Philodinida; Philodinidae.
AUGGCCUUACAAGUGUACCAGCGGUAUGAAAUUGCCUUUUUAUCUCAGCAUCCGCUAGGACCGAAGCUCAGCCAUAUGGCUGUAGUGAAGGCAGUUCAUUGUGACAAAAAGACGGUGAAACGUUGGUUCAAGCGGCGGAAGCAAUCAAAAGAUUUGAGCGAUGCACCUCGAUCUGGGCGAUCACGUGUAACAACUCCAAAACAGGAUCAAAAAAUUGUUGCACUUGCUGAACAACAAACGUUCGUCUCAAGUCAAGACAUCGCGAAUCAGUUGAACAAUAACAUACAUGUCGAACUUGAAACUUGA